Messenger RNA from Lymnaea stagnalis (great pond snail), 4507 nucleotides. Lineage: Eukaryota; Metazoa; Mollusca; Gastropoda; Lymnaeidae. The record is from the annotation of a GenBank genome assembly.
AUUCGACCAAUGCUCACAAAGUGAAACAAGGAAAAUAAGCAUCAAACGCGUCACUAAAACGAAUGACAAUCAUUGAUUUAAUAUUUAAAUUCAUUGUUUAAAUAUAUUUUUAUAAAAGGUUUAUAAGAUGUCACUCUACGCAAGUGAAAAAGGUUAUGAUUUAUUUGAAGAUGAAGGAGACGAAAGUUUUUCAGAUGAAGAUGGAACGAGGUUAGUAUCAUCCUAUUAAUAUUAUUAACUAUAUAUUACUAUUACUAUUGCAAUUGUCUGACAACUGACAAGUAUUGAAUUGAAGAAUUCACUGUAACUUAGUCUCACAAAUCACAAUGAUUGAAUGUCUCAUCAUUUCAGGUCUAUCACUAGUUGAUUCACUAGACUAGAAGAGUGUGUCUUGAAAAGAGUAGAGUAUAUAUUAUAUAGUAUAUGAGUAUAUGUAGUCAUGUAGUGUAUCUCACUCUCACUGAGAUUCUCAGAGUCAGAGUUAUUAAUUAGAAUCAGAGUAUCUGAUUCUCAGACUGACUACUCAUUUAGUGCUUACUGAAAAUUAAUGAUUUUUAAUUUUUAGUAGUAUUAUAUUAAUUAUAUUUUAAAUAAAUAUCCUGAUAUAGUAUGCUUAUGCCUAUGGUAUCACUAUCUAUCAAUACUAUCAUUAUCAUAUCUCAUUUCAGCUCUUAUUUAACUCAGUCUGAAUAUGAGUCUCUGAAUCAAAGCCUUCUAAACCUAGUCUUACAGUAGACUACUUACUUAUCUUUCUAAGACUUUCUACUCUCUCUCUCUCAUUUGUUAUUCUUAUUGCUUGCAGGAGAACCUUGACUGCUGAUUCACUUUGGCUUUUGUAAUAUGCUCUUUUUGAUGCAGGGGCUUUGUUUUGCCCAUCCUAUGUCUGUUGGAUUCCCACAUUCAGAGCAUUAAUACCCUACUAUUCACCAAGUUCAAUGUUGGCUUCCCCUUUUUUUCUUUUUACACAUGUCCUUACAACGCAUUUGCUGCCAUCCAGUGUGUAGGUUUUCUUUAGACUGAUGUGCAAUUUGGGAACAGCAGUUCAUGAAUUGGCUUGAAAUUUUACCUUGGUCUUUGCAUUAAGUGUGGGCAAUAUAGAACAGCCUGCCAUCAGACCUGAUAUGGAUAAAUACUCUGUCUUAAAAUUCCCUUAAAAAUUGAUACUGAAGGAGCAUGGAGAAGAGGUUGGUGUAAGAACACAGCAUUGUUUCAAUCCGUUACUGACUGGGAAACCCACAAAGACUGCACCGUUGAAGAUAACAGUGUUGUGCACAAGUAGAAUUUUUUACAUUAUAUUCCCUAUAGUAAAUAAGUUGGAUAAUAGGCAGCAACCAUAGUUGGGCCAAAUAAUGUAUAGGUAUUCAAAUUACUGCAUUGUUAAUGAGAUUUAUAAUUCUCUCAUACUGCUGCCUUCUACUAACUAUAAAUAGUAAUUCUCAUCCACUUCAUUUAAGUAUGUCAUAUUUUGUAAUGACACAGUCAUGUGUUGUUGCAAGUCUACAAUUGAUAAUUCACUCUCAGUUAGAGAUCUGUCAUAAGUAGUAGCUUGGUAAAUAGUAGCGUUUAUAGAAUAUCAUGGUACCUGGGGACAGUAGUGUCUUGUGUUCAUAGGAAUGAGAUGAUUGUCCUGGUUAUACAGUGAGGUAAAAAAUGUGGAUUUUCUUUCCAUGUGUGCCACUUUGUAGCCCAGCCUACUACUAUGAGUUACAUUAAAGCAAGGAUUGAGUCCAUUGUAACAAUGAUUUGUUUGGUCAUGUCUUUCUUCUAUUUUCUUUAUGUAUCUAGUUAAUUUCUUUGUAAAGAAUAAUUAAAAGAAAUGAAAGUGUGGGUAGGUGAGAGGAUGUACCAUGGAUUAUUCAUAAAUUUUCUGGUGUUUUUUAACAAAUAUUCAGUCUCUAUAUAAAUACAAAAAAAUAAUUCUCUGCUUUAUCAAUUUGCUCUAAUUUAAGUUGUUUUUUAAUAAUAUAGCUCUGAAGAUGAAAUCAACAUUAUUCUCCAUGGCACCCCUGAGCAAAAGCGGAAACUUCAACAUUUCCACAAGAAACAACAGCAAAGUAGAGGCAAUACAAGUGGGAAACAUGAAUCUAAGUCCUCUAGUGAAGAUGAAUUUGAAAGAGAAAUGAAUGCAGAGCUUAAUAAGCAUGUAAAAAUGCUUGAAGACUCAAGAGGUAAUGGCUAAUAAUAUCAGUAUUUUUUUUUAUCUUUCCAGGUCUUGGUGGAGUUUUAAAGAAAAGUGGCCGCUCAUUGUGCCAGUUUGUUCUAGAAAUAAAUUAAUAAAAAAAAAAAUCAUUUUUCAUAUUUUCUUUUAGACACUGAUUAUACCAUAUUUUGAUAUAUUUAUACCAGGAAAACAAGAAAUUGAAGACAAAGAUUCUCUUAAGAUCUCAGAAUCUUUUCCAGCAUUACCAUCUAAUAUCCCUGUGUCUAACGCCAUACCUGAAACUGAGUUUUAUGAUGAGAUUUACUUUGACUCUGAGUCUGAUGAAGAAGAUAUCACAGAAACAAAAUUAUCAAGUCAGUAUAUUUAACUUAAUGACCACUAUACCAUAAACUUUAAGUUUGAAUAGUAAUUUAUUAAUGUUAAAACUUAUAACUUUUUUAAUAACACUUAACUGUAUUUUUUUUAUAUGAAAAAUAUUUCCAAAAGCUGUAUACUCAAAACAGGGAUUUUGCACAGAGUAUAUCUUUUAUUUAUUGAAUCAUUUAAUACAAUACUUAUUUUUUUACAGAGAAAAAAAAACGGGCUGUAAUAUCAAAUGAUGAUCUCUUGUAUGACCCAAAUAUGGACGAUGAAGAUCAGAAGUGGGUUGAUAGACAGCGUAAUCAUAGUCAACAAGGUGGUCAACAAGGGAAGAAGUCUAAAGUACCUAACAGUGAUGCCUUGCUUGACUGUCCUGCAUGCAUGACCACUCUGUGUUUAGACUGUCAGAGGUCAGUAACUUUUUCCUGCAAAUUUCUCAAUUGUGUGCAUUACUUUAAUACGCUUUUUCUUAUAAAAUAGGUUAAUUAUUUUUAUUAUGAGUUUGAUUUCAAUUAAUUCACAAUGUUUCCUUUGAUUGAUAAAAGACGUCACAUCCACAUGAUGCCAUAGCUGCGGGUAGAUUUUUUUCCUAUAUAUAUUGUAUUUUCAUAAUAUGGCAAAAAUAAAAAUAGUAAUGAAUUAUCUCCCUUAUGCUGUCUUGUGCUAUUAAGAACCCUUUCUAUUAUGGUAAGCAUUCAUGUUAGGAAAGGAAAGCAAUGGUUUAUCAUCCAAUUUUAUACAUUCUUUUUACACUGAUUACUGAAAUUUUCUGCCGUAUAUAUAUCCAUGAAUUUCCCAUUUUAAGUAUCUUGCUUUUUCAUAGCAAUUAAAUUGAAAGAUUAAAAAGUUUAAGUUUUUUUACAAUGAACUGACAUUUCAAUGAAGAUUCUUGGAGAUAAUGUCUUUAAAUUUACUGUCUUCCUGACAAUGUUGUGUUGAUAAAUGCAUCAUUAUAAAGUUUGAAUAUUUGUUUAUUAAAGAUUUUAGGGUUCAUCUUAGUCUCCCAAAAAAUUGUCAUUAAUAACUUCAUAAAUGAAAUUUCCUUUUUUUUUGGGGGGGGGGGGGGGGUUGUUUUUGUAAUCUAUUUUGCCUGAUUCAUCUGGAAAAAAGUUAUUUACUAGAUGCAACUAGUAGUUAUCUACUAUUUACUAAAUAAAGAAGUGUACAACAUAGCCCUUGUGCCUAUAUAUUUUUUUUCCUUAUAUAAUUGUUCUUGGCUUAUUUACAUCCAUUUUAACCUUACAUAUAUGCACACAUGGUUUGUGUCUUUUAAGCAACCGAAGCUUUUGUCCCAGUCCAACCCCCCUACUAAUAAUCAUUAUAUUAAUAUUCUUUUUGAAGACAUGAGACUUACAAGCACCAAUACAGAGCCAUGUUUGUCAUGAACUGUACUGUUGACCACUCAGAAACACUUGAGUUCCCUGAGCAAGCACAGAAAAAGAAAAAGAAGAAAUCGCUUGAGCCUGGAAAGGCAUUAUCAUCAGGUCAACAUUCUUCCAAAGAUUCAUUCAACCCUGUCAAAUGUAAUGAAUGUAACACCGUUGUUGGUGUCAUCGACAAAGAUGAGGUGUAUCAUUUUUUCAAUGUUCUGGCAAGCCAUGCUUAAAUUUUAAUAAACAAUUAUAUAUUAGGAUUUUUUGUACACAGGAACAUAUUGUGUUAUAUAAACUGAUACAAAAGUCUUGUUAAUAGCUAAAAUUAUUGACAAAAUAAAAUGGAUUAUAAACAGUUUGAAAUAACCAGCCCUUGUAAAUUAUGUCAUUUUGCUAGCUGUAAAUAAUAAGAGUUUAAAAAGAAGUAAAAAUUUAACUUUAAUUGAUAUGAGUACAAUGCUUUAUCUCUUUUUAACGGUUGAAACAAUUUUGAAGCAUCACACCAUUCGUAACAGUACAUGAUAUACUCAAUGAUAUGUUUUGAUUUGAUGGGCAUUUGAUAUGCUGCUGUUGAUUUUAAUAAAUUAAUUUUAUUUAUGUAAAUAUUGAAAAC